Molecule: messenger RNA, 733 nt
Organism: Penaeus indicus
Lineage: Eukaryota; Metazoa; Arthropoda; Malacostraca; Decapoda; Penaeidae
Product: inter-alpha-trypsin inhibitor heavy chain H3-like
Exons: 4
Coding region: 132-659 (175 amino acids)
Source: RefSeq, a predicted model, not a curated record
AUAAGUAUACUUCUCCCAGAUUGCUUCAGGAAGUGAGUGCCGACAACCGCGCCUUUGCCAGACAAAUUGACGAACACACAGAUCCGGAGGAACAGCUAAUAGGAUUCUACCAGGAGAUUGCCACGCCCCUCAUGGCUGACGUGGAAGUUAGCUAUCUGGAGGACGAGGUUGACCCUGAGUCCGUGGUGAAGCAAGGCACGACUCACUACUACUCAGGAGGAGAGGUGGUGACUGCUGGAGUGUUGGCACCGGGAGCCACGCACCUUGAGCCGGUAGUCCAGGGAGUUGGCAAGGCUGGACUUAUACAGUUCAGGGUGAACCGUCUCCAUGUAAACCCAGCGCCUGCUCUCGAUAAGGACAACUAUGUGGCGAGGUUGUGGGCGUACCUAGCUGUGCAGGAUCUUCUGUCUAAGGCCUCAGUGGAAGAAAAUAAAGAUCGCGUUGCCAGGUUGAAAGCAGAGGCACUGGAUAUCGCCCUCAGAUUCCACUUCGUAACCAAACUGACAUCGUUGGUUGUGGUGCGCCCCGAAGAUGAACAACUUGAAGAGGAGGAGGAGGAGGAGGAGGAGACGGCAUACGGUAAGUUAGGGUAUGUUAAUUGGGUACGUUUUCCAAUACGUACCACACCUACGCCCUAUCCAUGGAGCUCCGUCCUCUGAACCCUCGUGGUCAUUAUACUGUACAAUACGUCGUAACUACCUAACCACCUCGACCCUCUCCCAAGGAAGUGGCC